Molecule: messenger RNA, 479 nt
Organism: Myotis davidii
Lineage: Eukaryota; Metazoa; Chordata; Mammalia; Chiroptera; Vespertilionidae
Gene: FXYD1
Product: FXYD domain containing ion transport regulator 1
Exons: 4
Coding region: 107-355 (82 amino acids)
Biological process (GO): regulation of sodium ion transmembrane transporter activity; monoatomic ion transport
Cellular component (GO): membrane
Molecular function (GO): sodium channel regulator activity
Source: RefSeq, a predicted model, not a curated record
CCCUACCCCUCCCCUCCCCGCCUCACCCCUCGCCUAGCUGGGCAGCCUAUUUUGGGAGCAGGAGUGGCCAGUCCCUGGCUUCCCAGGCAGGCCAAACCUAAGAGAAAUGCAGACAAUGGCAUCUCUCGACCACAUCUUGGUUCUCUGUGUGAGUCUCCUGGCCAUGGCUAGAGCAGAAGCUCCACAGGAACAUGACCCAUUCACCUACGUAUCUUGCGGCCCAUCCUCUGCUGCUUCCUGCCCUUUCUCCUCUCCCUGUCCCCCUCAUCCUCUCCACCAUCCUUCCGGCUCCCUUGUUCCCUACUCCUCCCUGCACUGCCCACCUCCUUCCCUUCCUUCACUCUCCUCUUCCUGAUCCAUCGCCUCCGUCCUCCCAUAUCUGCUCCUUUCUGAUUGAUCUUCUUUCUCCUCUCCUCCUACCCAUCCUUCCUCCUUGCUCCCUCCUCCCCAUUUUGCCCUUCUCUUAUCCUUCUUCCUCC